AUGUCAGCUGGACGUAAUUCUGAUGAUGGUGAUAGGGAUGACACUCCACAAUUAUCUGCUGAGGCGUUGAAUGCACUGACAGAAUUUUAUGCUGGAAUGAAUGCCUCUGAUAAGGUCACUAUUAAAGAAGAUUGGCAGCUGAGCCAGUUCUGGUAUUCAGAAGAGACUGCUUUAAAACUUGCUGAAGAAUGUGUAAGAAAUACUGGAGAUGGUGGAAGAAUUGCAUGCAUUUCAUGUCCAACACUUCUUGAUUAUCUCCUAAAUCAUGAUUGCGUAAUCUGUGAACGUGUCACAGUAACACUAUUUGAAUAUGACCGUCGAUUUGAGACGAAAUUUGCUAAAGAAUUUGUCCGGUAUGAUUAUCGCAAACCUUUGACAAUACCCCAGUUGUACCACAAUACAUUUGAUUUAAUUGUUAUUGAUCCACCAUUUCUGUCUGAUGAAUGCUUAAUCAAAGUAGCACAAACAGUACGACUGCUUUCUCGCGAUUCCACAACGAAAUUAUUAAUUUGUACAGGAUUAGUUAUGGCGAAACUUGUCGAAAGACUAUUUCACGCACGCAAGUGUAAAUUCCAACCUUCUCAUAAACAUAACCUUGCUAAUGAAUUCGCUUGUUACACAAAUUACGAAGCUGUUGUUUUGUGA
This is a messenger RNA of Brugia malayi, 645 nucleotides long. RefSeq lists its product as uncharacterized. The record is from RefSeq and is a predicted model, not a curated record. The transcript has 4 exons. Bases 1 to 645 code for a protein of 214 amino acids. Lineage: Eukaryota; Metazoa; Nematoda; Chromadorea; Rhabditida; Onchocercidae. Gene Ontology annotation, molecular function: protein-lysine N-methyltransferase activity; nucleic acid binding. Gene Ontology annotation, biological process: methylation.